Molecule: messenger RNA, 1415 nt
Organism: Acomys russatus (golden spiny mouse)
Lineage: Eukaryota; Metazoa; Chordata; Mammalia; Rodentia; Muridae
Product: synaptotagmin-15
Exons: 7
Coding region: 105-1370 (421 amino acids)
Biological process (GO): calcium-ion regulated exocytosis; cellular response to calcium ion; regulation of dopamine secretion
Molecular function (GO): phosphatidylserine binding; calcium-dependent phospholipid binding; syntaxin binding
Source: RefSeq, a predicted model, not a curated record
AUUCCCGGGAUGGGGCACUGUCCGUCUGCUCACUCCCAAGGACAGAGGUGUGUGUGUGUGAGUUGGUGGGGUGGCUUCCCUCACCCUGCUCACAGGCUGCACCGAUGAUCUCUGCCUCAGAGCAGCUGGCCUUGAUGAUAGGGGGCAUCACUGGGGGACUGCUGCUGCUGAUUGGAGCCAGCUGCUGUCUGUGGAGGAGGCUUUGCACCACCUUCACCUAUGAGGAGUUGCCGGAGACACCAGACCCAGCCACUGCCUCUUCCUUCAGCAGACAAGGGGACAAGCUCAGCCAGUAUGCUGGGACCCCACCUGGCAGGCUACCAAGUGUACCGUUUGUGGUACCCCGUUCUCACCAAGGCCGAGACUGGAUGGCCCUACAUGGUGGAGAUUGGGCUCUGGCUCCACAGGACCCCUGCCCUGUCUCAGAGCACAUGCCUGAUACCUCUAGUGCCAACCCUGGAGAUGCACGUGUGAUAGGGAACAUCAACCCAGAGCUCUACAAGUCCCCAGAGGACACGAGUGAGACAGACUUCCCUGAUGGCUGCCUGGGCCGCCUGUGGUUCUCGGUGGACUACCAGCAGGAGUCCGAGCGGCUGUUGGUGGGCCUGAUCAAGGUUCGGCAACUGCAAGUUCCCUCAGAGACCUGUAGCACCCUGGUGAAGCUCCACCUGCUGCCUGACGAACGGCGUUUCCUCCAGUCCAAGACCAAACGCAAAACAUGCAACCCACACUUUGAUGAGAGCUUCAUCUUCCAGGUAUCCAGCAAAAGUGUCACCCAGAGAGUGCUGAAAUUCUCCGUGUACCAGGUGAACAAACAAAAGAAGCACCAGCUCCUGGGACAGGUCCUCUUCCCACUGAAGAAUGAGAGCCUGGCGGGGGACCGCCACCGUGUCAUCUGGAGAGACCUGGAAGCUGAGAACCUGGAGCCCCCCUCAGAGUUUGGUGAUCUCCAGUUCUGCCUCAGCUACAACGACUACCUGAACCGCCUGACUGUGGUUGUGCUCCGUGCCAAAGGUCUCCAGCUCCAGGAGAACAGGGGUGUUGUCAGUGUGUUUGUCAAAGUGUCUCUGAUGAAUCACAACAAAUUCGUGAAGUGCAAAAGGACUUCGGCUGUCCUGGGCUCUGUCAACCCUGUGUACAAUGAAACCUUCAGCUUCAAGGCCGACACCAGUGAGCUGGACACUGCCAGCCUUAGCCUGACGGUGCUGCAGAUCACAGAAGGGGACAAGAGCUACCCACUGGGCCGUGUGGUCGUGGGCCCCUACAUGUACGCCCGAGGCAAAGAGCUGGAGCACUGGGACCAGAUGCUUCACAAGCCCAAGGAACUGGUGAAGCGCUGGCAUGCACUCUGCCGCCCCACAGAGCCCUGAGCCGUCCCCAGGACCUCAUCCGGCUUUGGAAACUCAUGUCUUCAU